AUGGGCCAACAAGCGUCCGUCCCUCAACCCGGGACACACAUCCAAGUCAUCGGCGCCGGCCUCUCGCGCACGGGCACCGCCUCCUUCAGCGCCGCGCUGGAGAUCCUCCUGGGCGGCCCCAUCUACCACGGGGGCACGCAGACCCUGAUGGGCCCGCCCACGGAGAUCAUCUCGUGGAAGCAGAUCCUCCAGAACUGGCUGUCGGGCGACCACGCCACGACGCUGGCCCUCCUGCAGACGCGCACCGCGGGCUACGCCGCCAUUACCGACGCCCCGGCGUCGCAGCUCGUCCCCGAGCUCCUCGAGCUCUACCCGGACAGCAAGGUCAUCUGCACCGUGCGCGACCCGGACGCCUGGGUGCGCAGCAUCCAGCAGGUCAGCUCGAUCGUGCGCCUGUGGUUCCUGGGCGCCGUGCUGCUCCCGCUGCCGGGCAUGCGGCACUUCAUGAGCUACAACUGGCUGCUGCAGGCGCAGUGGGACCGGCUCUACCGCUCGCGCGACGUCGCCUGGAUCUACCAGCUGCACCUGCAGUGGCUGCGCGAGGUCGUGCCCCCCGAUCGGUUGGUCUUGUUCGAUGUCCGCGACGGCUGGGAGCCCCUCUGCCACGCCCUGGGCAAGGAGGUCCCCGAUGUGCCCUUCCCCCGCAUCAAUGACGCCCAGGCCGUCGAUCGCAUCGCCGAGUACUACAUCCGCCGAGGCCUGAUGCGGUGGGCCGUCAUGUUGGCCGUGGUGGGGCUAGGGGGUUACUGGUUGCUGCGAAAGUAGUCGUCACUGUGUGCCUGUAGGU
Molecule: messenger RNA, 787 nt
Organism: Aspergillus japonicus CBS 114.51
Lineage: Eukaryota; Fungi; Ascomycota; Eurotiomycetes; Eurotiales; Aspergillaceae
Product: sulfotransferase family protein
Exons: 1
Coding region: 1-765 (254 amino acids)
Source: RefSeq, a predicted model, not a curated record